UCCAGGGUUUGUUGCAGUAACUAGACAUCGCCGCUAGAUGGCAAUAAAGACUUGAUCAAUCUGAACAGGACACGAUGAAAAUGAGCAGCUAUAACAAGUAAAUAUUAUAAACAACAUAGUGUUUAAUUUACAACGGAAACGCUUUACGAAGUGCAAGUAUAAAAUAAAAUCUAGUCAUUUCGGUCUGAUGAUGUGUCAGUAAAGUACAGGCCAGGGUCUGAAACAUGUCAGAUAUACCGCUGUGGUAAACAGUCCAGUGGUUAGAAAAGGCCUGUGCUCCACAGAUCCCACCUUAUUCCCGUUCUUUGCGUCUCCACACGCGUUAAGAUUCGCACACCCUGCGUGGAGACGUGCGCGCAGCCGCGGCCUCCGCGCGUAAAGCGGAGCGCUUUUACGCGCCGUUCGCUCGCAGCAGUUUACUUGUUUCUGCACUGUCACACGCGCCUCCUCCGGUGUAAGCGGGCCUCCAAUACUGGACGCGUGCCGUGGAGAUGUAAGGAUGCCGUAAUACCUCACUACACAACGGAGAGGGAGGGAGGGAGGGGGUAAAAGGGGGCAACGCGUGCGUCCGGACGCUCACCGACGACUAAACGCGAGAGGGACUCGGGCAUCAAUAACAACUCGCUCAUCAAUAAGGAAUCUGGAUGGAGUUAGACUGCUUAAUUAAAUAGGUUGCCUUGAAGGGAUUGGGCUCUUUGAAAUUACAAUAUUUAUUCUGAUGACCCCCUGUGGAGAACAUCUAAAGGGAAGACUCUCUCCACGGGCAACACACGUAAUAAAACUCGGAGGCUUUUUAUUUCCCAGCGAUGGCGAUCAACACCGACGCUUCCUUUGAGAAGAGCGCCCUUCGCGAGAGGGAAGUUUCCAACCUCGCCGAGUUCCAGGACACGGAGAAGCUCCUGAACAGCGGCGCCGUCGAGCCCAGCGGGCAGAGCAACGUCAAGCCGUCGGACUCGUUCUCCCUCAACAUCAGGGGCAGCGUGCGCUCCCUGGACGCGGACCAGAACGGACACAGGUCCCCGCUCAAGUCGGGCUCCGUCGGGCAUCUCGCCACCCCGCCCAACUCGUCGUCCCGGCUCAGCCUGGGCCCGCUGCCGUCCCCGGUGCCGCCCGGAUCGCUGCCCCCCGCGUACCUCUGGAUCGCGGUGGUGUCCUGUUUCUGCCCCGCGCCGCCCUUCAACAUUUGCGCCUUGUGGUACGCACAUGUGUCGAGGUCUGUGCUGCAGACAGGAGACAUAGAAGGAUCAAGAAAGUACAGGCGUCUCUCCGUGCUGUUCAGCUUUAUGGCAAUACUACUGGGUGUGGCUGUCAUCGUCUUCAUAGUGUUGACAAUAGAGGCUCAGUAAUGAACCGGGGCCAGAGAUGAAUCUCUUUAACUUCAUCUGAUCUCAAAUUUGCACAACGGAGCGGAGAGAUGCUACUUUGAAGAUGAAAAAAAGCACAAUUCUGAGUUGACGCCAAGAUGAAGCGGCAGCUCGGAUGAAGGGAAGCGGAUGAAAAGGAGGUUGUUUUUUUAUUUUCUAGCAACACUAAUGAUCAGUAACCCCACAAACUCAGGAGUAAAGGAAGGAAGACGAUGGCUGCAUGCGUGUGCGUCUGUGUCUGGUCAGACGACACAUUCAGUGACUAAACUAGUCCAACUAGUGGUGCACUGACACACGCCUGUCUGACAAACAGACGAUUGGAUGGCAGAAUUCUGCCUACUAAAAAAAUGAAAUAAGGCGACGAUAAAGCACCAAAAAGAAAACACAGGUGACGAGAUUUGUAUAUGGGGUGAACACACACACGGCAACGUCUUACUGUUAAACAAAAGCCUCAGUGCACCUCUAGUGUGUAACACUGUCUGACACUGCCCAUGUUUCUCUCAAACUGACUCCUUUUUCUGCUCAGCACUGGAUUUGUGUGGCUGUGGCAAAAUGUAUGUAUGUAAGCUGAUUUCAUACACUGUUUACACUGAGUUUUAAACUUGUUUGUGUUCAUCACAGCAGCGCUAAUGCAGUCGUAGUGUGAUAUGUCGCUUUGCUGGACUGAGCAGACUCGUCUUGAUCUCUAUACCUUGGUAUGUUUACAGUAUAAUGCAAAAUAUGAAUGGGGUCCCUCUCCCUGUAUGCACUGUUCCUGGCACUCUGAUGUGGAUGUUUAUACAUUUAUAUAUGACUGGUUCCAUGUGCCAUAGCUCUGCAUGUCUGAAAUAAACCUGAAUGAGCAUGAUGAACUGCAA
Molecule: messenger RNA, 2221 nt
Organism: Betta splendens (Siamese fighting fish)
Lineage: Eukaryota; Metazoa; Chordata; Actinopteri; Anabantiformes; Osphronemidae
Product: trafficking regulator of GLUT4 1-like
Exons: 3
Coding region: 807-1346 (179 amino acids)
Cellular component (GO): membrane
Source: RefSeq, a predicted model, not a curated record